GGCACCAAAUGUCAGUCUACUUUUAUAAACCAUCACUUACAUCAUUUCUGGAUGAUGGAGGAUUCUGUUCUUUUACGCUGCCAGCCUCUUUAAUCGUGUAAGUGAUCACUUUAUAGUCUUAUAACCCACGCAGUUGGUUGGGACUCGAUCUCACUGACGCUUUAAUGGCUAUACAUCAGUUUGAAUUAAGCAGUAUUGUUGAGUUCUUCUGUUGAGACAUUUUGCAGAGAGAUUUGUUCUUCGCUGGAGAGUUGAAUCUACAAAACUUUAUUUCAACAAUGAAAUUCAGGAAUUGAUUGACCUAGUUUAGUCUGAUGUGAAUGAUGCUAAGCUUCUCCGGGGUUUUGUUUUCGCGUCUCCAAUGAGAUUGGCGUUUGCGUUAUUUUGCACUUGGCUGGAUAUUCCUGUGACAGCACUCUCGCAACUCAAGAAUCCCGUCUGGGAAUUAGAUGAACUUCUCCACUUAGCCAAGAAGCAAAUGAAGUGGGACUUUUAAUGCGAGUCAAAAGCCUUGGAUACCUAGUGUUUGCUAGUCUUACUCUAAAGAGUUCUAUGGACAGAUUGCACUGUGAAAACGGUGAGGGAGAUUAGGAAAAGUCAUUAGCGCUUUUUCUAGACUGUUCAGCUUUUCCCCCCGCGGGGGAUGAUGCUGAUGGUAGUCGGUUGAUUCCCGCGGGUUCGAGCAAGACCAUCAUUAUCACCGGUCCUUUAGGAGGAAAGGAGUGAGAGUAAACAACAAGUGGUGACCCCGUCAUCUUAUACAGUCAUCCAUCUUCUUAAGAAUAGAGCGGAUAAAGAUUUUUACCAGCAAGUCUUUUUUUUAACCAGCAGAUGUUGCAGGAUUUAUGAAUCUGUUGUUCAGAAAAUAGUUGAGCGGUUAGUGUUUUGGCGUAUCGCUCAUGUCACACUCUCGUUUUAUGCAAUACCCGUAAGAUAGUAGUUUGUGACCUCCUUCAAAAACAGCUCUGCUGAUGAUGACCAGGUAUUAAGUGUCACUUGAAUAAGAGUCUGCAUGCAUAAUUAUUAUUAACACCUGGAACCAAUGUAGUGAACAAAUGAAUAGUACAUAGUCUCGCGAGUAUUCGUUUCUCGUAUAUCGAUACCAUACAAGCGGCAUGAGACCUCAUCAAGGUGUUGAAGUCUCGCGAAAUUAUUACACGCCUAAGACGAGGCAGGAGGAGACCGUGCUCUCCCAGCAACGCUGAUUACAAAUAAGACGGGAUGCAAAGCCUGAUUUUGGCGGGAUGUUUUUCUUGCUCUCUGCACUUGUAAAAACAAGUUUUUUGCGUCAAAAUUGAAAGGAGGAACCAUGCUGUUAUGAAGGAAUCGCGUCACUGAAUCAAUAUAGAGCAUCUGAUCCGCCUUGUCAGUGAACUGGAAAAUUUCAUCUUUUAUAUUUCAGCACUCGUCGCACUGAUUGCGAGGAAAGAUUUGUGCUGCUGAAAUUAAAACCGACGGGAAAGUGGACUGAACUGGUGAUUUCUACUGAUUGGCAGCAAGUGUACAGGCCCCCGCGUAUUUUGUGAUAAGGAUGAUAUAAUAUACUCUGCUUUAUUCAGAACGGGACUACGUAAUUCGUGAUAUGUUGAAGGAUGAUGAAACUCUGCUUUCAGAAUAAAGGGACUACGUUGAAUUGAAAAACGGCAGUCAUGGAUAACUUUACAAACCUGACUUUGGAUGGGACUCAACAAAACACUUCAUCAACAUCCGAAGUUUCGUCCGAUGGAACAACAGUUCUUUUACUAGUCGUGUACGGAAUCAUAGGAUCAGUGGGUGUGGUUGGUAACACGGUUGUUAUACUAGUUUACACGCGGUCGCCAUCGUUCAUGCGGAACGUUACCAGCUCUAUCGUGUGUAACCAAUCAGCAAUAGACCUCGCUAUGAGCUUGGUCUUCUUAACCAUCAACCUCGGUCCCAAGAUAAGCAUCCCCACCGAUGAGUUCGCCGCUAGUCUACUAUGUAAACUGUGGAUAUCAGAGUACGCCAUAUGGGCCCUGGGAGCGAGUUCAACGUGUAACCUUGUGUACCUUACGAUCGAACGGUACAUCGCUGUGUUCCAUCCGUUUUACUAUCGUUCCAAAUUCACUUUACGCAAAGCUCGACUUCUAUGUGUUCUACCGUGGGUCAUAGGUCCAAUCCACGAGUUAGGGUGGGGCCUUACUAAUCACGUGACCAACGGCACCUGCUCGGCCAAAUGGCCAUCCGUCGCACUCAACCGUACAGUCGGGUUCGUAUCUUUAAUUGACCAUUACGUCAUCCCACUCUGCGUGAUGACGUUUGUUUACUCACGCAUUAUUUACAAACUGCAUAAAGCCUCGAGAAGAGCCGACAUGGGUCUCGCCAGCAGUCGCACCAGAAAACGCCUGGUUCAACAGGCUUCCCGUAACGUCAUCAUUACCACAUUCCUAGUGUCUUUAACCUAUCUCAUUUGCUGGGGACCUAAUGAGCUCAUGUAUUUUUAUGUUAAUAUGGGUGGUGACGUCAACAUGGGCGGGGUGCUCUUCCGGUCGUCAGUCGUGAUGGCGCUAGUGAAUAUGUGCGUAAACCCUUUCAUCUACGCUAUGUGUUAUAAGGACUUCCGUAGGGGCUUUUGGGUGUGUCUUGGGCGGAAACACGCCAUGUACAACGCCCCCUACGGAUCCCCGACUCAGUCCCAUGAGCAUGAGAUAAUGUCGACGACUGUUCACUGUGGUCACGAAGUACGACGUGUUGUGCAUGACACACAGCAGACAGCCUUUUGACAGGAGUUUAUUUUAACCUUAUUAAAGUUAUCUCACAUCUAUUUUCACUCAUAUUUAAUGUAACAAUCAUUGCCUCUUUGUAUAUUGUCUGUGCUCUGCCAAAUACCUAUUUCAGUAAACAAAACUAACUUGCGGAGAAAAUACUCCGAUUUGUAAAUUCGAACUGCUCCUUUAAUUUAGAUAUGUGAUAAUUACAUAGAGGAUAAAUAAUAUAAUAAUAGGAUUCGAACUGCCUCUAGCUACCGGGCAACCUCGGUAGUCUAGUUGGUAAGACACUACUCUAGAAUUGCAAGGGUCGUGGGUUCAAAUCCCACCCACGUAAAAUACUCUGAUAUUUUAUUUAUCCCCGAUGCAAAUUUAACAUCUCUUAAUAUAAUUCUGGGUUUUCUUGUCACCAUUAUGAACGGUGAGCACAUUGUGUGCCUUUCUUUUGCUAAGUCACAUCCGCAAACUUUGCCAACUUACGGACGGCCUUCACGGCAAAAAAGUAACAAAUGUUUAUCAUGUAUCAUCAAUUUUGCGAACAUCACUGAGGAAUAUGCCACCCAAACAACAACCAGAAAACUGCUUAAAUUGAUUAUUUCAAGUGUUGUGAAAAAGUUAAACACUAACUUUGUAGUUCUCUUCAUGUAAUUUUGGGGGUUGUUUUAUUGUGCAGAGUUAAUUUAUAAGUUGACCAGAAUAAGUAUUAUCGUCAAGUUACUGAAUCAAAAUGUAUACAUUUUGUGCAAUUGAUAAUCAAGGACGCUAACGUUUGUAGGAGAGAGACUUUCUGUUGCCAGCUUGGUGUUUAUAAAGUAUCCACUUGUGGGAGUUUGCCGAGUUCCCUUGAUGGGAAUUGAUUAAACACUAACUUUGUAGUUCUCUUCAUGUAAUUUGGGGGUUUUAUUGUGCAGAGUUAAUUAUAAGUUUUGUAACUGCUGUAAACCCGAGCCUGAGUUGGCCCAAACAGCAAAAGAAGGGGGAUCUUGUUAUUCGUUUUCUAAACUUAUACAAUUACCACGAGAGAUGUUUCCAUUCUGCCAGGCACAAAACAUAAAUAGCUCAGAAUCAUUUUAAAGGCAGUGGACACUAUUGGUCAUUACUAAAAAUAAUUAUUAGCAUAA
Asterias rubens (European starfish) is the source of this 3847-nucleotide messenger RNA. Its product is annotated as histamine H2 receptor-like. NCBI's taxonomy places the organism in Eukaryota, Metazoa, Echinodermata, Asteroidea, Forcipulatida, Asteriidae. The transcript has a single exon. Gene Ontology annotation, molecular function: G protein-coupled receptor activity. The coding region runs from base 1650 to 2741 and encodes 363 amino acids. Gene Ontology annotation, biological process: G protein-coupled receptor signaling pathway. Gene Ontology annotation, cellular component: membrane. The record is from RefSeq and is a predicted model, not a curated record.